Messenger RNA from Racocetra persica, 365 nucleotides. Lineage: Eukaryota; Fungi; Glomeromycota; Glomeromycetes; Diversisporales; Gigasporaceae. The record is from the annotation of a GenBank genome assembly.
AACCCCAAGAGUGUGAAUUUGGAGGUGAACUUGAUAAUGAAGUCAGAGAAAAUAAAGCGAUGAUAUUGAUAGAAGUACCACUGGCUAUAGUUAUGCAAAUGAAUGCUAUAAUGAAAGGUUCGUUGGAAUUGCUAAUAGAGAUUAAGCCUUUUAGUAACAAUCCGAGCAAUGAAAAUAAUAAGGUCGAUAUAUGUAAAAUAGAUGAUGAUACAAAAAGAGAGGAUGUGAAAGGAAAUGUGACUGUUAAUAAAAGUGAAAAGAGAGGAAUGUUUGAAGUAAAAUAUAAAAAUGAUGAAUAUAUAUCUAUAAGCAAUAAUGAAAUAGCUUUGAACUACAAUGAUAAAGUUAAUUCCCUAAAAAUGUUA